Mytilus californianus (California mussel) is the source of this 2515-nucleotide messenger RNA. RefSeq lists its product as uncharacterized. The record is from RefSeq and is a predicted model, not a curated record. NCBI's taxonomy places the organism in Eukaryota, Metazoa, Mollusca, Bivalvia, Mytilida, Mytilidae. The coding region runs from base 282 to 1370 and encodes 362 amino acids. The transcript is spliced from 5 exons.
AAUGUCAUACAAGAGAUAGCUACCUAUAAAUUAGUAUAUAAACUUGUGACCAGGUUUGAUCCAUCAUAUUACAUAAGGAACUGCCUGUUCAGGAAUAUGACCUUUUUUCCCAUUCGUUUGAUGUAUUUGAGCUUUUGAUUAUUACAUUUGAAAAGGACUUUUCGUUUUGAAUUUUCCUUGGAAUUCGGAAUUUUUGUUAUUUUACAUCUUUCGAAUGAGAUCUUCCCAGCAUAUUAUCAUUGCUUUCCCUCCCCUUACUUAUAUUCCCCGUGGUGUGGAAUAUGGAAGAACCUGUUAGCCCUACAGUUUCGUCUGUAAAAAAAAGAAAGCUUAGUAAAUCUGACAUUGGAGAAUUCCCCAAACAGGUCUCAUCGUGGACUCAAAACCAUUUAGAUGUUCUUGGCAUAUUUUAUGACAGUAGACCUCUUGUUGAUUUAAAUAUUCUGAUAGACAAAGCAUCGUCUCCUGUUAUACCGAAAUUACCAACAUGUUUUCAGCCUGUUAUAGAUUGGUUGAAAUAUUACUUUGAUUAUAACGUUAGGGACUAUGAUGAUCACAGAAAUAUUGACGAACACAAGAAAGAUGUGGAGCAGAUGACAUCAUGCAGAACAAGACUAUUGAACGAAUCCUCUGGAUCCCACUUGCAAUAUAUGCUAAAAAAUAUACCAGAAAACGAGGAAGACUCUGUAAAGUUCAAAAGUUUGAUUGCCACAAUCUGGAGUUCUGCCAUUGAGUUUGUGGAAGAUCUGAUUGAAUAUAUGGUAAUAAAGACUCAAAAAGCAACUAUUCCAGAGAUGAGGUAUCGAGAUAUCCACCGAAGUUUUCUACAUGUUUGUGGACUUAAAGUUAGGAGUGGAGAGAGUAAAAAACAAGUCUUAGAAGUAAGAAAAUACUUUGUAUGUUCUGAACCUGAUUUGAGAUGCACAAUAUCAGCAAAAGACAAAGAUGAUCCUUUUGUUCCAAGUUUAUUGUUGAUUGGAAAGGUAAAAAAGAAAAAAGAAAGACAGAGAAUGAAGCAUGAAAAGUUUACAGCUUCAGAACUGAACAGAUUUGCCAGGAAUGUAUUGGGACAGCACGGAGGAGAAUUACUGCUGGAAAGAGAUUUUUCCCCUUUUAUGUCUUAUGAAGGAAGUACACUUGUUUUUGGAGCAAUGUGUAUUGGCACACAGAUAAUUUUUACUGCAUUAGAAAUGGAUGGAGAACAUUUUCUUGCAAUAACCACACCAGAAGAGGCAAGUGAUGAAGAAAAUGUUGGAAGUUCUACAAUUUUUUACACAAAGCCAUAUGACAUAUUGAAUUCAGAAGAUAGAUGUGAAAUGUAUGAAGGAUUAUUGAGAUUUGCAUGUUUCCAGAGGAAUUAUGUAUUUUAAUUUUUGCAUGCACCUGCGAAUGGAAAUCGAAAGUACAGUUGCAAUAGUUUUACAAAAGUGUCGUUACAUACUUCACAUUUACGGUAUAAAAUUGAACAAACACUUAACUUUCUGUUUUGAAUUACAGCAUUUAGCAGGAAUUAUUUGAGCAUUAUUUAUAUUUAACUGCUGUGUCUAUUAUUUAUCUUUUAAAUUACAUUUAACUUAAAUGACUGUCAUACAAGUGAGAGGUUUAGCUAGCUAUAAAACCAGAUUUAAUCCACCAUUUUCUACAUAAGGAAAUGGCUGUACCAAGUCAGGAAUAUGAAAGUUGUUUUCCAUUCGUUUGAUGUGUUUGAGCUUUUGAUUUUACCAUUUGAUAAGGGACUUUCUGUUUGAAUUUUCCUUGGAGUAUUUUUGUUAUUUUACUUUUUGCAAACCAUUCCUGACAUUGAAACGGACAAACAUUAGGUACUAGUAAUCUUUCCAUAGGCAGCUUGAAUGUGAAUGGCCUGACCCACAAAAUUUUGAAAAUAGUUUAUAUGCAUAAAUUUAAAAAUGCAUGAAAAAUGAAAAUAAAUAUUAUUAAUAUUAGUUCCUGGUAAUGAUUGAAAAUAAAUGCUUGUGUGGAAAUAAAUUCACCUAGCCACCCCCAACAUAUCAUAUGGUCGUCCCUAAACAGAGACCAAGAAAGAUCCCACACAAACACCAAAACCACAAAUGACAAAAUCAUCAAGAUUUGGGCCAGGCAAAUGAAAAUGUGGUUGGCCUAACCUGCUCCUGAUAUUCCAAACUCUCCCCCUUUCCAAUCCCAGCAGAAUAAAAAAGGUGCAUACAAUAAUGUACAAUGAAAAUUAGUACAUAAAAAAGCAAUCAACUAUACAUCCCCAGGACAAAAACAUAGGUAAACAAACAACAAUAAUAAGCAAUAUGGCAACAGAAAAUGCUUCAAAUCUCUGAGGGGUAUGUAGAUAGCCUGUUGCAAAGCAGGAUCAUCAGCAGAUUAUUAAUAAGUGAAUCGGCAUUAUAUUUAAUGGCUAAUCUGGAAACAUCAACACAUCGACACAUCGACAAAUCAACACAUUGACACAUACAAACUGUGUGUAGCUUAUAUGUUGUAUGCCUAUAGUUGUUAAGACUUUGGUAAAUAAAGAUUAUAUAAUUUG